Messenger RNA from Phyllopteryx taeniolatus (common seadragon), 1766 nucleotides. RefSeq names its product solute carrier family 30 member 7 (gene slc30a7). Gene Ontology annotation, biological process: transmembrane transport; intracellular zinc ion homeostasis; zinc ion transport. The coding region runs from base 121 to 1236 and encodes 371 amino acids. NCBI's taxonomy places the organism in Eukaryota, Metazoa, Chordata, Actinopteri, Syngnathiformes, Syngnathidae. The transcript is spliced from 13 exons. The record is from RefSeq and is a predicted model, not a curated record. Gene Ontology annotation, cellular component: membrane; Golgi apparatus. Gene Ontology annotation, molecular function: zinc ion transmembrane transporter activity.
GUAGCCUCUCCGGGCGUUUGUUGUGAAAUCCACGCGAACGGAAACGUUGAGCUAGCAUCGCGCGUGUGUGUGUGUGUGUGUGUGCGCGCGCGCGCGUGUUUAAAUGUGUGUGUGAAGAAGAUGUUACCUUUAUCCAUCAAGGACGACGAGUACAAACCCGCCAAGUUCACUUUGGUACUCAAGCUGUCAGGAUGGAUCAGGUCAAUUUUGGCCGACAAAACGUCGAGAAAUUUGUUUUUCUUCUUGUGUUUGAACCUUUCUUUCGCCUUUGUGGAGCUCAGCUACGGCAUCUGGAGCAACAGCCUAGGUUUGAUCUCGGACUCGUUUCAUAUGUUCUUCGACUGCACGGCGCUGCUGGCGGGCCUGGCGGCCUCUGUCAUCUCCAGGUGGCGCUCUAAUGACAGCUUCUCUUAUGGGUACGUGAGAGCCGAGGUUCUUGGCGGCUUUGUUAACGGACUCUUCCUCAUCUUCACUGCCUUCUUCAUCUUCUCUGAAGGGGUCGAGAGGGCUCUGGAGCCUCCGGACGUUCAUCACGAGCGUCUUCUUCCCGUCUCGGUCGCCGGACUGCUCGUCAACCUGGUGGGAAUCUUUGUUUUCCAACACGGAGGACACGGACACUCGCACGGAGAGCAAGGUCACGGCCACAGCCAUUCGCUGUUUAAUGGCACCGCGAGGGAGGCGGCGGGUCACGGCCACUGCGGCGGCCAUCACGGGCACGAAGGCCACGCCCACCACAGCGGCCACCACGGACACAGCCACCACGAUCUCGACGAUGAGCGCCACCUGGGUUCCGGGAAACAGAUCCUGCAGGGCGUGCUACUGCACAUCAUGGCUGACACUCUGGGCAGUGUGGGUGUGAUCAUUUCAGCCCUUCUGAUGCAGAACUACAACCUCAUGAUAGCUGACCCCAUCUGCUCCAUGCUCAUCGCAAUCCUCAUCGGAGUCAGCGUGGUCCCUUUGCUGCGAGAGUCCAUUGGGAUCUUGAUGCAGAGAACGCCGCCCUCCCUAGACCGCACCCUCCCCGAGUGCUACCAGAGGGUGCAGCAGCUGCAGGGCGUGUACAACGUGCAGCAGCCCCACUUCUGGACCUUGUGUACCGACGUGUACGUGGGGACCCUCAAAGUGGCCGUGGCCCCCGACGCCGACGCUCGCUGGAUCCUGAGUCAGACGCACAACAUCUUCACGCAGGUGGGGGUGCGGCAGCUGUACGUUCAAAUCGAUACGGCCGCCAUGUAGCGGCUCGUGCCCCUCUGGAUUCUGGGACCAAUCACAGUCUGCAGUGAUGACUGACUUCUGACCUCGGGGCCAAGGCAGGACCUUUUGGGGGAGGGGCUAACUGUGAUCAACCCAAAUUGCCCCUCCUCCUCGGAGCAGGGAAUUAUGGGAAAGUGCCUUCAUCACGGCACCGCACCCUGACAGGAUGCUGCCAGCUAAUUGGUCCAUGGACUGUGUGUGAGCGCGCGUGCGUGACCAGUUCCCGCCUCAACAGAUGACAGGGAACAGGAAGUGUGUGGGUCACUUCAAUUCCCAUGAUGCAUUUCACCAACAACCUUGAAAGGUUAUCGGGCCUCUUGGGAAAGUCACCUUUCCUUACCUCCAAAGCGCCUUUCCUUAACCUUUGGAAGAGGUCAUGGGGUCAAGCCACCGACGGCCGUUCGAAAGGUAACACGCGACCCACCUGCAGGCCGCAGCAGCCGACGGCGGUGAUGACGGACGCGUUGUGGACCACCCGGUACGGGAUCCCGGCGCGCACGGCCCUCAGCGCC